AUGGUGAAGCGGAAGGCCGAGAAACAACAAGCUGCUGCCCCUAUGAGCGCUGUCGCAGCGCGCAGAGCUCGGCAGCAGCAAGCGCAGAAUGUGUCGACGACAAAAGGCGAGGCAGAAGUCGAGAUUAUGACCGAGCCGCCAUCUAAAAAGACUCGACGAUCCCUGGACGGUGAUGAGCCAAAGAAGGCAGAAUGCGCAGACAUUCGAGUUUCUCGGACCAGCUCGUCGAAGAAGCAGGAUGCUCCAGUGCCAGCAGAGACUGCAAAGGGGCGUUCAAAGGGGUCUACGCGGGCCAACCAAUCCGAUGAUGCGCCUCCUAUUUCGGAACCACAAGCAUUGGACGAACAGCAGGAGGGGUCUGAUGAGGAUCAAGUCGGAGGUCCAGAGGAUAUGAGCGAGGAUGAAGUUGCAUCUAUCGCCGGUGAUGCUGACGGCUAUGAAUCCCCGGCGGAUACCCCGGCAGAACUCCAAAAUUUCCCGUUGUCUAAAGCGCGUUUGAACAAAAGCAAAGUUGUCUAUGCCGAUGAAGGAGCCUUGUGUGUCCGCAUCAAAGAAAAGAUGAACUUAGCAUUGGUCGGUCAGUAUGAUCUUUGGGUCAAGCGGGGUGUUGUCAGCCUCAUGGGAGCCAAGUUGCGUCCAUCUUCUAAGGUCUAUCGAGUCUAUGCUCCAUCGACCCACUCUUUGCCCGUCAUCAAAUGUGUCUCGGGUGUUGAUGGAGAGGCGGAAGUGGAGUUCAAGUCCUGCAAUAACGGACUUGCUCGUCUUCGCGAUGCAUCUCCUCUAUAUCAAAGAAUCUGGAAUGGGCAAAAUACUGAUGCGGAUAAAAUCGCCAUCAAGGGGGCGGCUGAGAAUUGGCGCAGGAGUUUCUCUGUGCUUUAUACAUCAGCGGAUGAUUCUAUGAAAAGACAUCUGCGACCUCUUCAUCUCGACAAAAAAUGGAGUGCCUCAAUGAAGGCCCUAUCUCAGCGGCAAGGGCGCCUUCGAGUGCUGGUUUGCGGACCCAAAGCAUCUGGGAAAUCCACCUUCUGCCGCUAUCUAUUGAACCAUGUUCUAAGUCCAGCACCUGAAACCGAAAACGGAUAUCUCAACACUGAUGGUGUCGCUUUCCUGGACCUCGAUCCAGGCCAGCCUGAGUUCGCACCGAUGGGCCAGGUCUAUCUUGCACACCUAAAGGCCCCGUUUUUUGGUCCUCCAUUUACCCAUCCUUCUCUGGAUGAUUCCCGUGACGGCCAUAUCUUGCGAGCACACCACAUCGGUGCUACGUCGCCAAAGGAGGACCCCGAUCAUUAUGCCGUGGCUACUAUGAACCUGCUGGACCAGUAUCGCACUUUGUUGGCAAUAUAUCCUCAGUGCCCGCUGAUCGUCAACUACCCUGGCUGGAUCUUUGGGCAGGGUUUGGAAGUUGCUACCUGGCUGAUCGGUUGUCUCGGGUUGUCUGACGUCGUGUAUAUGAGUGAGAAAGGGCCAGCAGAGGUAGUGGAGCCUCUUAAUGUAGCUGCAAAUGCGGCCCGGGUUCCGAUGACGAUCUUGCCAUCCCAGCCGACUGAGUUUGUCAGCCGCUCUAGCGCUCAGCUACGGUCAAUGCAGAUUCAAUCUUAUUUCCACUUGUCUCACCAGGCUGGUCUCAGCAACCCGCAAUGGUCAGAAACCCCGCUCUCUCGCACCAGACCCACUGCUGUGGAAUAUGCUGGUGAAAAGCAAGGUAUCGCUGGUGUCGUGGUUAUGGGAUCACAGAUAAACCCCAACAUGCUGCGCGAAGUGAUUGAGGGUGCUAUUGUAGCAGUUGUCGAAGUUGAAUCACCAAGAGCAUUUUUGGGCUCUUCAUCAUCGGCGGAAAGGCUCUCAAGAGAAGACGAGCAAUAUGGUACUGGAGCUGAUGACGAUGUCGAAAUGGGCUCAAACGAGUCUGCCACCAAGGGGACGUUGGCUUCAAUCGAAGAUGGCAGUGUUAUCCGAACUCCGGAGAACCUUCCAUACCUCUUUGCUGGGUUCGGAAGCUGUACUCCUCUUGACCCGAAGUCAUCAAAUUGCCUUGGAUUGGCUCUCGUCCGCUCUGUCGAUACUGCCUCGCAGAAACUGGAACUUUCCACCCCGAUCUCUUCGUCGCGCCUAUACAACGCCAUUGAGCAAGGGCACCGCAUUGUGCUUGUACGAGGUCAACUUGAUAACCCGAACUGGGCCAUCAGCGAAGAAUAUCAUGCUGCGCGAGCUGCAGAGAGACAGUAUCAACAGUCAGUCUCCCGCUUGAGGAAGAAUGAAGACUCUCUCAGCGGUGAUGACUUGGUAAAGCACAACCAAACGAUGGCUGUCCUUCGUGAGAGGAUACGACGCGCAGGCAAUGUGCCCUGGAUGACAGUCGUGGAAGACAACAGCCGACGACGACGCGAGGAAGCUGCACGCCGUGAAAAGUCUCUUUGGAAGUUAAGGAAGAAGGCAUAUCCAGGAAGUGAAAGCGAGACCGAUUGGUAA
This is a messenger RNA of Penicillium argentinense, 2469 nucleotides long. RefSeq lists its product as uncharacterized. Gene Ontology annotation, biological process: cleavage in ITS2 between 5.8S rRNA and LSU-rRNA of tricistronic rRNA transcript (SSU-rRNA, 5.8S rRNA, LSU-rRNA). Gene Ontology annotation, molecular function: polynucleotide 5'-hydroxyl-kinase activity. Gene Ontology annotation, cellular component: nucleus. The transcript is spliced from 4 exons. Bases 1 to 2469 code for a protein of 822 amino acids. NCBI's taxonomy places the organism in Eukaryota, Fungi, Ascomycota, Eurotiomycetes, Eurotiales, Aspergillaceae. The record is from RefSeq and is a predicted model, not a curated record.